AUGGCUGCAUGGCACUCCACACGAAGUGUUGGACCAGGUGAGGGAAUCCGCGCCCAUUGCGCGUCUGCUGCUCAGGGCCCCUUGGGUCAUUAUCCUGGCUCGCAAUCUACCCAUUCUCGAGCGUCAAACCGCGAGUCUGAUGGCGUGGUAUACACGUACAUUGAGGAAAGGAAAAAGCAGGGAGAUCUUUCUCACGAUCUCUUCAGUUAUCUUAUCCAGGACUCACUGUCUGAUUCCAGCCAUGCUGGGAAAGGCACUGAUCAGGACCUUGUCUACAAUACCGAGCUUGCGGUCGUCGCGGGAAGUGACACCACUGCGACUACUCUUGGCUGUGCUCAAUUCUUUCUGGCAAAAAAUACCGCUAUCCUCAAGGAAUUGCGCAGAGAGAUCGAUGCCGCAGUUGGCGUUGGAAAACCCCUGUCUCACUCAGCACUACUCAGCUGCCAAUACCUAGAAGGGUGUGUCAACGAAAGCUUGCGUCUUUGCUCCCCGACGCCUAGCGGUUUACCGCGAGAGACAGGCUCACAAGGAACAAUUAUUGCAGAAACUUAUAUACCUCCACGCAGCACUGUUUCAGUGCAUUUUUACACGGUGCAUCGUGCUAAGCUAUCCAAGAGAUACAUUAGGUUCAAAACAUAUACCAAGGAGCUACUCUGGAUCUGGCCCCAGAUCCCCGUAAUUUUCAGGAUCCCGAAGCGAUGGUCCAGUCGUCCGGAUUUGAUCAUUCGCAGAGAAGCAUUCGUGCCGUUCUCUAUAGGGCCAUACUCGUGUGUUGGUAAGCCGUUUUCCAUUAUGGAAUUGAGGCUGCUGCUGGCGACGAUAGUCAAGAAUUUCGAUCUUGAGUUUCCACCAGGAGAUGAGCCAGAAUCAUUGGAGAGGAUAGGUGCUACUGGACCGCAGGAUUGCUUCGUCGCCCGGAUUCCGUCGUUUUAUCUGAUAUUCAAAGCAAGAGCCAAGGAAUAG
Molecule: messenger RNA, 963 nt
Organism: Aspergillus calidoustus
Lineage: Eukaryota; Fungi; Ascomycota; Eurotiomycetes; Eurotiales; Aspergillaceae
Source: the annotation of a GenBank genome assembly